UGGCCUGGGCGCGACGGCGCUGGCGCGCCUGCGCGAGGACGAGGGCUGCCCGGUGCCGCCGGAGCGGCCCCUUCCCCGCCGCGCCUUCGCGCGCCAGCUCUGGCUGCUCUUCGAGUUCCCCGAGAGCUCGCAGGCCGCGCGCGUGCUCGCCGUCGUCUCUGUGCUCGUCAUUCUCGUCUCCAUCGUCGUCUUCUGUCUCGAGACGCUGCCCGAUUUCCGCGACGAGCGCGACAAGCCGGGGCUUGCAGCCGUGGCUGCCCCGGGACCGUUCUCCUCUCGGCUGAACAGCUCCAGUCCUGUGCCCGGACCCCCACCUCGCACACCCUUUGAUGACCCGUUCUUCGUGGUGGAGACGCUGUGCAUCUGCUGGUUCUCCUUCGAGCUGCUGGUGCGCCUGCUGGCCUGCCCGAGCAAGGCGGCCUUCUUCAAGAACGUGAUGAACCUCAUUGAUUUUGUGGCCAUCCUGCCCUACUUUGUGGCACUGGGCACCGAGCUGGCCCGGCAGCGGGGGGUGGGCCAGCCGGCCAUGUCAUUGGCCAUCCUUCGAGUCAUCCGACUGGUUCGUGUCUUCCGCAUCUUCAAGCUGUCUCGGCACUCGAAGGGCUUGCAGAUCUUGGGCCAGACGCUGCGGGCCUCCAUGCGCGAGCUGGGCCUCCUCAUUUUCUUCCUCUUCAUCGGUGUGGUCCUCUUCUCUAGUGCAGUCUACUUUGCUGAGGUCGACCGGGAAGACUCCUAUUUCACCAGCAUCCCUGAGUCUUUCUGGUGGGCAGUGGUCACCAUGACUACAGUGGGCUAUGGAGACAUGGCACCCGUCACUGUGGGUGGCAAGAUAGUGGGCUCUCUGUGCGCCAUCGCUGGCGUGCUGACCAUUUCCCUGCCUGUGCCAGUCAUUGUCUCCAACUUCAGCUACUUUUACCACCGGGAGACAGAGGGCGAAGAGGACGGCAUGUACAGCCAUGUGGACACGCAGCCCUGUGGCCCGCUGGAGGGCAAGGUCAACGGGGGGUUGGUGGAUGGAGAGGUGCCUGAGCUAUCACCUCCACUCUGGCCUCCCCCUGGAAAACACAUGGUCACCGAAGUGUGAGGGACAGCUGAGGCCUGCAGGACCUCACAUUUCCUUGGAGGGAGGGAGGGUAGGGUGGAGAGGAAUGUUGGGGGGAGGGGGUUGGGUUUAGGAAGAACUAGGUUAAGUGGUAAUGAGUUGAGGAACACAGAGUCUUACUGGUUCUUGAGUUGUGGUUUGGUACUCCUGUAGGU
This is a messenger RNA of Miniopterus natalensis, 1257 nucleotides long. RefSeq names its product potassium voltage-gated channel subfamily A member 7 (gene KCNA7). Gene Ontology annotation, biological process: protein homooligomerization; action potential; potassium ion transmembrane transport. The record is from RefSeq and is a predicted model, not a curated record. Gene Ontology annotation, cellular component: membrane; voltage-gated potassium channel complex. Lineage: Eukaryota; Metazoa; Chordata; Mammalia; Chiroptera; Miniopteridae. Gene Ontology annotation, molecular function: protein binding; delayed rectifier potassium channel activity.